UUCAUCUUCUACUUGGUUUGUUUUUGUUCCUUUCAUCUCGAGGCAGCGCCUCCCCCCUUCACGACAGCUCACCACAGACCAAAGGAUUGAAGACUAACUACCACAGAGCCCAAAAUCACAGUGAAAAUCACAAUGCCGACUCCGACGGCCGAUCCAGAAUUUCUCCUCCCCGACCCUACAGUUCAACAGCGGCGGCUGCAAAAUACGGCUCAAAACCAGGCUGCAGCCUCGAGAUUGCAGGAUACCUCUCGCUCGGCCGGCGAAUCCCGGGGAGAGGACCUGACUUCGGGGAUGACGCUACAGGAGUUCCUUCAGACUACAAUGGAUAAAGAUGGAAAUCCUGUGCCGGACUCUAAUGCUUUCACGGAUGGCGCCAAGAUGCAGAAAGGCAGUCGAGCCCUGGAUGAGGCGGAUCUAGUCGAUGCCGCUUGGAGUGCUUUUGAUUAAGGUGGAGUUUUUGGCAUAUAUUACUGUGAUGGUUUAAAAGCGUGUCAUGAUGAAGCAUUCAAUCUUUGUACAUCAUUGUUAUGAUUCGUUACGCUCAUUAGAAUGAUCGGUUUCAAGUGUUA
Molecule: messenger RNA, 569 nt
Organism: Aspergillus caelatus
Lineage: Eukaryota; Fungi; Ascomycota; Eurotiomycetes; Eurotiales; Aspergillaceae
Exons: 1
Coding region: 133-447 (104 amino acids)
Source: RefSeq, a predicted model, not a curated record